AUGGAUAGAGACAGACCGUUACUAUUCAAAGGACAGACGCUGACAUUUUCCAUGUUUACAACCGAGGAGAUACGAAAUGAAAGCGUUGCCAGGAUUGUAGACCCCGGACUUUUUGAUCCCCUGGGAAACCCCAUAAAGGGAGGCCUUUACGACCUGAGACUCGGAGCAACAGAGAAGGACUCCGUAUGCGGACACUGCCAUCUGAGGGCAGGACGCUGUCCAGGGCACUUCGGACACAUAGAGUUGCCACUUCCCGUCUACAAUGCGAUGACUUACGACGUCCUGGGAAAGUUGCUGAAGCAAACAUGUCUCACGUGCUACCGCUUCAGGAUGGGAAGAGACGAAGCAAGCGCCCUGGCAUCGCAGUUGAAGCUCGCCAGAUGCGGAUACGGCGUGGAAGCAGGGAUAGUCGAGCAGCUGAAAAAAGACAAAAAGUAUGCAGAGAUCCCCGCAGUCGUGGAAGAAGCAAUUCAAAGGGGGGGCGAAAAAGAGAGGCCUUCCAACCUCUCCUGCGGAAUAAGAAAGGCCUUUUUCAGCUCCUACAAGAAGACGUGUCUGUGGUGCGGGGCACAGGGCAGGAGAAUAUCGUGGACUUCCCAGCGGAUAUUUGUUGAGAGACUUUCCCAUGCAAAAACAGGCGCAGAAGCCGUUAAGGAGGAGCUGCUUCUCCCCGUGGAAGCCGUUGAAAUUCUCCAGAAACUCGCCAGAAACGAGGAAAAUGCGAUGGGAGAGCUCUUCCCAAGCGCAUACAAGAAGGGCGGGCAGAACUUCCUGCUGCCGAUGUUUUUCGUUGAGAUUGUCCCCGUCACUCCAAACACGUUUAGGCCCAUGAGCAGGCUCAGGAGCGAGUCAGUCUCCCACAGCGCACAAACUGUCGCAUACCUGGACAUUCUCAAGCUCUGCCUCGACAUCUUCAGCAUCCAGGACAGAUCCACAAGCUCCAUAACGGAGAGUUACCUGAAGCUCCAGGAGGCAGUUGGAUCCCUGUACUCCGCAAGCGGAAGACCCACAGCAUCCGCAAGAACAGUCGCAGCCCAGGGCCUGAAGGAGCUCGUGGAGAAGAAGGACGGAGUCUUCAGGAAGAACAUAAUGGGGAAGAGAGUGAACUACACGGCAAGGUCCGUCAUAUCCCCAGAUCCUGCGAUAGGCGUGGACGAGGUAGGAAUCCCCGUGGAAUUCGCCAGGAAACUCACAAUUCCCGAGGGAGUCUCCCCGGCAAAUAUCGAGUACCUGAGAAAGGCAGUUAUCAGCGGCCCAGAGUACCCAGGGGCAGAGUUUGUGGAGGACUCAGAGGGCGGUCUCAUCAGCUUGAAGCACAUCUCCAGAGAGAAAAGGACGCACUUGGCAAACCAGCUCCUCACAAGGACCUCGUUCAACGCCCACGCUAUAACGGAUAAAGACGCACCGGAAAAAUACACAGGAGAAGUCCCAGAGAAAGAAGCUGGGGGAGGAGUGAAAAGAGUCUGGAGGCACAUGCGGAGCGGAGACAGCGUCCUCGUGAAUAGGCAGCCCUCCCUCCAUAAAGUCAGCAUGAUGGGACACAGAGUCAGAAUACUCCCGAGGGAGAGAACGAUCAGACUGCACUACGUAAAUUGCAACUCGUACAACGCAGACUUCGACGGAGACGAAAUGAACGUCCACUUCCCACAGGACAUUCUCUCGCAGGUAGAAGUCUCAGAGCUCUGCUCAACUAAUCAGUGCUUCAUCUCAGCCACGAACGGAGCCCCAGUCCGCGGACACGUCCAGGAUCACGUCGUUAUGGGCGCAAUUAUGUCGCAGAAAAAUGCGUUUCUCCCCCCGGAGGAGUACUCCCAGCUCGUAGUAGCAGCCCUCGGAGCACUCCCAAAGCUCGGAAGAUACGCACUAGAAGAACCCUCCAUCCUGCGCCCCCAGAGAAAGUACCUCGGAAACCAGGCAAUAUCCGCAGUCAUCCGGAACCUCGGAAUAGAUAUAAACCUCUCCUGCAGGACGAAACUCGGAGAUACUUUUGUCCUCCGCGGGGGAACAGUCGUUAUGGGAGCACUCGAUAAGUCCCAAAUUGGAACGUCCUCGUACGGACUCGCACACGCAGUGAACGAAAAGUACGGCGGAGAACUCGGAAACCUCCUCCUCACAGCAAUUGGAAGGCUUUUUAACAGGGCUCUUGCAGUUCUAGGACACUCCUGCACGAUGGAGGACCUGAAAAUGCACAGCGCAGCAGAAGAGGGAAGAAGGAGGGAGAUCCAGAGGGGCCUGCACGAGGGAAGUAGAGUCUCGAAUGAGUUCCUCAGGAGUCGCCCAGACUACCUCCUGAAAACAGCGAGGGCAACAGUCGAGGGAGAAGUCCCCGAGGGAAAGAGAGAGCUCGACGCAGAAAUGCGCAGACCCACGGGAGAGUGCGCGUCGAAGGUCCUGGAAAUAGCGAACUCAGGACUCUGCCUCCGCGAGAGAAGGAAUAGAAUGUACAUGAUGGUCGCAUCCGGGGCAAAGGGAAGCCUCGUGAACUUGGGGCAGAUCAUCUCAAUGCUCGGACAGCAGGAACUCGAGGGAAUGCGCGUCCCCCUCAUGCCCUCAGGUCGAUCUCUCCCCACAUUCAACCCCCUCGAGAACACCCCAAGAGCCCACGGAUUCAUUUCCCAGCGGUUUUUAACGGGAGUCCACCCGGAGGAGUUUUACUUCCACUGCAUGGCCGGGAGAGAGGGACUCAUAGAUACGGCAGUUAAAACAAGCAGGUCCGGAUACCUGCAGAGAUGCCUUAUUAAGCACUUAGAGGGCAUCCGGAUAGACGUAGACGGGAGCGUGAAGGACGCAGACGGAUCCGUUAUACAGAUGGUAUACGGAGAGGACGGAAUACACCCAGAGAAGGCAGCGUACCUCCACGCACACGAAUUUUUCAAUGAGAAUCCCGGGAUUCCUCGCCCGAAUUCCCCGGAGAUCCACGCGGGAGAGCUCUACAACCUCCGAGCACGCCCUGGGAGAGUCUCCGAGAGAUUUUUCGGGUCUUCUCAGGAGAGCAUCUGCAGGGAGAGUCUUUGGUGGAGGUACAUUCAGGCUUCUGCAGAGCCCGGAGAAGCCGUUGGAAUACUGGCAGCACAGAGUGUGGGCGAACCCUCGACGCAGAUGACGCUGAAUACUUUCCAUCUCGCAGGAGUCGGGGGGAAGAAUGUGACGCUGGGAAUGCCGAGACUGAAGGAAAUUGUCAUGCACGCGACGAAGGAGAUAAAGACGCCUGUAGUGACGGUGGAGGGGAUCCGCCCGCCCUCGGAGGGGGAGGAGAAGAUGCUCGCAGUCUCCGGGAGGAGGAGUCUGCUCUCCCUCGUUACGGAAGUGAAGGUAGAUGAACAGGUUCUCGUCCAGCACGGAGUCCCGCUUAGGCAGCUGAAAGUCUCUGUGAAGCCGUUCCCUGAGGUCGCAGAAGCAGUCGCAGAGACACUUCGCAGCGAGUUCUUCGUCCGCUUCAGCAGGAACUUGAAGGCCUUUGUGAAGUCCCUCGCCUGCCAGGAGAUCUCAGAGGGGGCGAAGGACGAGGAAAUUCCCCAGGACUCCGCAGAAAAAGAAGAAGAAGAAGAAGAUGAAAAAGAGGAAGAAGAUGAGGAAGAAGAAGAAGAGGAGGAAGAAGAGGAAGAAGAAGAAAAAGAAAAGGGGGGAGAAUGUCCUGAGAGCCAGGAGGAGGAUGUUUGCAUGGAGAAGGUGGAAGAGCCCUCGUGCGUCUGCGAUGGGGAGUGGGUGAAUAUUACGCUGCACGCCCCCGUCUCGUAUAAAACCCUGUACUUGCCCAGGAUUGAGGAGAUUCUUGGGAAAAUGGUCCUGGAAACGGGAGCUUCCUACGAGAGUUGCACGUACGGGAACGGGCAGUACCUCGUGCAGAAGGGGGGGAUUCACUCGCUUUUUGACAGGGUCGAAGACUUUUUGCUUAGCGACCUUGUGGACGUGAGGACUGCAAGAUCCAACAGCAUUUGGGAGAUGCACAGCGCACUCGGAGUGGAGGCUGCAAGGGCUGCAAUCAUCCGGGAAAUAGCUGCAGUCUUUGACGUGUACGGGAUCAGGAUAGACUACAGGCACCUCUCCCUUAUUGCGGACUAUAUGACGCACACGGGGAGUAUUAUUCCCUUUAACAGAGGGGCUUUCUCUGUGAUGGGGACUCCCAUGCAGAAAAUAACGUUUGAAACGGCGUCUGCUUUUAUCAGGAGCGCAGUGAUUGACGGGGCAGUGGAUGCGCUGGAAAAUCCCUCGUCCUGCCUGGCCGUGGGGAAGACUGUUCCCGUGGGGACGGGCAUGGCAGAGGCUGGAUA
Molecule: messenger RNA, 4271 nt
Organism: Nematocida major
Lineage: Eukaryota; Fungi; Microsporidia
Exons: 1
Biological process (GO): DNA-templated transcription
Cellular component (GO): RNA polymerase I complex
Molecular function (GO): DNA-directed RNA polymerase activity; DNA binding
Source: RefSeq, a predicted model, not a curated record